Molecule: messenger RNA, 522 nt
Organism: Morus notabilis
Lineage: Eukaryota; Viridiplantae; Streptophyta; Magnoliopsida; Rosales; Moraceae
Product: cysteine-rich repeat secretory protein 38
Exons: 2
Coding region: 1-522 (173 amino acids)
Source: RefSeq, a predicted model, not a curated record
AUGCGCUGGGGCGCUGCAGCCUGCGCAAAACAGACCUCUCGGGCAAACGAUCAGAGAGAUUUCACGCUCGGUUCGAAAGGCCACAGUCCUGCACAAGUCCACGGCAUCGCGCAGUGCAACUAUGGCGUCUUGGCCGCAGAUUGCAAGAGCUGCAUUGACGAGGCGGGCAAUGAGAUCCUCAAAACCUGCCUUUACAGCAAAGAGGCAAUAAUGCUCUAUGACAGCUGUCUGUUGCAAUAUUCCAACUGGAGCUUUUUCGGAAAAGUCAAGGACUACCAACUGCGCGUUGGUUUCUGCUCGGAGCAGAAUGUGAGCCAGCCUGCAGCGGCGGCUUUUGACGGGGCGAGGACUCAGCUGCUGAAGAGUACCACCGCUGAGAUCAUUCGAACAGCGAGGAUGUUGGCGACGAGGGAGUUACAGGUGGAUGGAUCCACCAGGCUCUAUGCAUUGGCUAAGUGCAGGAGAGAUCUCUCAAACUUUGACUGUGGAAAGUGCCUUGAUGGCGCGGUUUCUAAAAUUUAG